This is a messenger RNA of Phytophthora infestans T30-4, 540 nucleotides long. RefSeq lists its product as hypothetical. The transcript has a single exon. The coding region runs from base 176 to 448 and encodes 90 amino acids. NCBI's taxonomy places the organism in Eukaryota, Oomycota, Peronosporomycetes, Peronosporales, Peronosporaceae. The record is from RefSeq and is a predicted model, not a curated record.
AGCACUCAGUCCACAUCAGCAACCAACGGUCCCCUGUCAAUCUAUCGCCAUGCCCUCCUCCUCCGUUAUGUCUCCUCGUUUGCCUUCACCAACGGCACCUCCAACUACCGCUACAUCUGACGGCGGCAUUCCCGCGACUGCAUAGACUAUUGGUGAUGUCAUGUACAACAGCACCAUGAAUCUAGAGGAAGCCGAAUCGUGUCUGAUGGCAUUUGAAGCUAAACAACUUCGCACAGAGUGUUACCUUCGACAGCUAGGUAUCGUUAAAAAGGGCCCGGACGCCAACGACCACAAGUCAGGAUGUGUUGCGUUAUUAAUGCAACAGAAGCGCGCGUUCAGCGAGAUGCAACGUCUAGGUGUGGAGGAAGGUCCGGCUAAACGCGUUGUAGUGGAACAAACAGCAGCAGUAUCGUUUGGACGUUGGCUCGAUCGCGAAGACGACGAGUGAUCGCUAUGAUCUCGCUGGGUGUGCGCAUUUCGUUGCGAUAGUGGAAGAGAACAAAUGCAAAGCGAUCAAAGUGAUACAUCGCAGUUAUAAGA